AUGGAACCACUUAAUCAACACAACACUCUUUUACCUAAACCUUUAGAUAUUGUUAGUAGUAAUGAGAUAGAUUCAAUAGUUCUCUCAUUAGAAGAUAAUGUUAUUGGAAAAUUAAUAUCAUAUAGAACACCAACUUCUAUUCUUGAAGUAAAUUUACCACAUUCUAAGGUUAAUGUUACACGAUUAUCAGAGUCAUUAAGAAAACUUCCUCAAUUAACUCAUUCAACAUUUUGUGAAACAAAACCGACUGAAUGUUUAGGAUGUUUUUUCUCAGGAAUAAUAAAUAUUGAUUCAUCUGCUUCAAAUUUAUCAAGAACUCGUUCUCCACUUCCAUUAGUUAAUUGUAUUGAAAAAAAAGUUUCUGAGUUAAAGUCUUCAACUUCUAGACAAAGAAUUGAAUUUCCAUACUCUCAUCAAAAAAGUAAAAUAGAAGCACCAAAGGGUUAUCCUAUUAUACCUUUAAAACCUUCAUGUCUUCCUUAUCCACCUCAAUUCUUAAUUCCACCGCAAAAAUCAUACUUACCACGAAAAGUUAGAUUACAUAGUUUACACCAUAAGAAAGUACAACAUGAAGAGAUUGUAAUUAAAGAAACACCGAAAAAGAAUGAUACAUUCAUAUAUAUCACUGAUUAUUUAAUUCUUGAGUCUUUUAGAAAAUAUUUUAGAGGUAUUAAUGUUCCUUCAUUUAUUUCAACGGUUACAUAUCAAUUAAAUAAUUAUUCUUAUGACUUUGGAUCAAAUAAUAUUAUUAAAAGUUUAUGUGAUUCAUUAGAAAUGCUUAGAACAGUUCAAGUAAUUAUGGACGGAUUAGAUAGUGGUAAAUUGACUAUUCCUAAUGAUGUGUUAGAUCCUGUCGAAAGAACUCUUGUUUCACAAUUGUUAAAUGAAUUUUUUAUUCCACCAAAUCCAUUUAUUAACCCAAUUUCAUCACAACAAACUCCAGUUCCUUUAGAAGUACCAAAAAUUAUUCUUGGUGCAAUGAGAAAUCAUAUGAACAAAUCUGUUGAGCUAACAUUAGAAACAUCAUGGAAUGUAUUAAGUUUAUGGGAAGAUUAUGAAUUUGCACCGUUUUCAUAUCAAAAAGAAAUAAAUUAUUUGUUUAUAACACAGGAAGGUAUUGACCAAGAAAUUGUUCAUACUAUUAUCAAAGAGUUAGAGUUUGAUUAUAAAAAUUUCAAUUUAGGUAGAUUAAUAAAAUACAGUGAGAAUAUUAUUGUAUCAAAUAUAUUUGAUGAAUUAGAAAUGCUUGAAGUUAUUAAAAAUCAUUCUCAGGAAAUAGAUAAAAAGAUUAUUGUGUUAUAUGAUCCUAAAGACAGUAAUGAAGAAGAAAUUAUGUGUAAAAUCAUUACAUUAAAAUGUCGUUUAAAUGAGGGAGAUUGUAAUCAUUAUGGAGAUAACAUAAUUUUUAUUUCCCUUAAAUCAAUUUUAAAAGAUAGUUUAAGAGAAACCUCAAUCAGAGUUUGUUUUUCACUUUAUUCAUCUUAUAGAAGAUACCAACCUACUCAAUAUCCAAAUUCUGCUGCACAGGCAUUACCUGAUUUUACUCAAAAUGGUAAUUUACUAAAUGAACCAUUAUUUAUUAUUUCACCACAAUAUGACAAUGUGUUUUUUAAUAAAAUAAUGAUUGGAUAUAAAGUUAAACCAUGUGGAAUUAUAAGUUCAUUAAUUAGUUAUACUGGGGAAUUACAAGAAAUGGGAUUUGAUACUUCAAUUCAAGAAAUGUGGGAUAGGUGGAUAUGUUUUAUUCAACAAACAACAAAAAGUCAUUGGGAAAUAACAUUUACUAAAGUUGGAGAAUAUGAUAAUGAUGAAAUGAAAUUAAUGUUUGAUUUAAAAGAGUCUGCUCUACAACAGUAUAAAGAUUUAAUAGACUCUAUUUUUAUUAGUUGUUGUAAUGUAUAUGGUAGUGUAUUAGUUUCAGAAGAAGAAUAUCAACUAUUAGACAACAAUAAAGGUUUUUAUAAAAUUAAUGAUGAAUUAGAUCCCCCAAUUGAAAUAAAGGGAGAAGGAAGAGCAACUUAUUAUACUAUUCUUCCUUCAUUAAUUGGAAAAGGGUGUAGUGUUGGUGGAUAUUCAAUUCAUUUGUAUGAUUCUAAUGAAAAAGAAUUAUCUACAAUGAUGAAAAUUUUUCAUGGAUUGUCUUUCCUUAACAGUGAUGUAUUGAAACAAGAGAGAUGGUCUAUUCUUCCGAAACAUUUGCAUCUAUUACAAAAAUAUGACCUUUAUUUAGAUAUGGUUAUGUUGUGUGAACAUUGA
Molecule: messenger RNA, 2256 nt
Organism: Entamoeba histolytica HM-1:IMSS
Lineage: Eukaryota; Evosea; Mastigamoebida; Endamoebidae
Exons: 1
Coding region: 1-2256 (751 amino acids)
Source: RefSeq, a predicted model, not a curated record